Agelaius phoeniceus (red-winged blackbird) is the source of this 727-nucleotide messenger RNA. Lineage: Eukaryota; Metazoa; Chordata; Aves; Passeriformes; Icteridae. The record is from RefSeq and is a predicted model, not a curated record.
AUGCCGGCACUCAGCGCGUUGCCGUUCCUGAAGCCGGUGCAGCUGCGCUCGCCCCGCAGCCCGCCCGGGGGCCAGCGCCGGCACACGCUGCCCGCCAGCGAGUUCCGCUGCCUCGGCCCCGGGGAUGCCGCCAGCGUGUUCGAGAUCGAGCGCGAAGCCUUUAUAUCGGUUUCUGGGGACUGUCCCCUGCACCUGGAUGAGAUCCGACACUUCCUGAACCUGUGCCCGGAGCUGUCCCUCGGCUGGUUUGAGGAAGGGCGGCUCGUGGCAUUCAUCAUCGGCUCCCUCUGGGACCAGGAGAGGCUCAGCCAGGCAGCACUGACCCUGCACAAGCCGCAGGGCUCGGCCGUGCACAUCCACGUGCUGGCCGUGCACCGCACCGUGCGCCAGCAGGGCAAGGGCUCCAUCCUGAUGUGGCGCUACCUGCAGCACCUGCGCUGCCUGCCCUGCGCCCGCCGCGCCCUGCUCAUGUGCCAGCCCUUCCUCGUGCCCUUCUACCAGAAGUGCGGCUUCCAGGCGCUGGGGCCCUGCCAGGUGACCGUGGGGGACCUGGCCUUCGUGGAGAUGCAGCACGCGGUGCGGGGCCACGCCUUCAUGCGCAGGAACAGCGGCUGCUGAGGCCCUGGGGAUGGGAGGCUGCAGCCCCUCUCCAUGCCCAGAUCCAUCAUCCCCAGCUGGCCCUGGAUACAGCUGCUCCCUCUGCCACAUCUGCCUUCCAGCCACACCA